AUGGAAAUAACCUGGUUAAAUCUUGCAUUAUUAAGAGAUAUGUCUCGUAAUUUAAUCCAAGAAAUACCACAAAAGGCUGGUCUGGGAAUGCCUCACCUUAGUAUCGCACUAUUCUCUAGUACGAAUCAUAGAGGUUUGGCCUUUACUACAUUCCAGAAUAUGGCUAAUCUGACAAUUCUUUCGCUUCAAAACAGUCACAUUUACACAAUAUGUGAUCAAGCGUUCAAAGAACUUGGUACACUAACCGAUUUGAAUUUAUCCAAGAACAAAAUCAAGGACAUUAGCAAUAUGACAUUUUAUGGCUUGUAUUCUUUAAAAACAAUGAACUUAAAAGAUAAUAUGAUAGAGCAAGUACCAGAAAGCGCACUUGAAGGCCUUAUUUCUCUGCAACAUUUGAACUUAGAUAAUAAUCGCUUUAAAUCUAUCAAUGAAAACAUCUGCUUUGGUUCAAGGCGGCUAAAAAUCCUAUCCAUUAAUGAAAAUUAUAUCAAGCAUGCUAAUUUUGGAGCCUUAAGAGAAUGUUUAAUUAGUUUGAAUACUUUAUUACUACAAAAAAACAUGAUUUCAUUCCUAAAUGUAACAUCACUAUCAAAUAUGUAUGCAUUGAGAACAUUAAAUUUAAGAAAUAAUCCGAUAUCAGAUAUAUCCCCAGAUGCAUUUACAGUCUUCAGUAAUGCUCAAGUGCUAUUGAUAAGUCAGGAAAAAAGCAAUGAAAGAGCUUUAUCAGCAUUGAAGAAGUUGCAGCGCUUAUACAUUAACCCAAGUCAUGUAGAUUCUGCCUAUACCUUUAGUCAGAAUCCAUUAUUAUCUUGGAUUAUCAUAACAAAUGCACAAAAUACAUCCUUUACGAUUAAAAGGACCAGAUUUGAAGGAUUAAUCAACUUAAAGCGACUAUUUUUGGAAAUGAACAAGUUGUCUGUUAUCCGAGAGAAGACUUUUGUUGGCCUAAAUAGAUUGCUAGAGUUGCAAUGGAGUGGCACAAGCUUAGGCCCAGAUAAUUUCAAAUACGCCGAGAGUCCAAUAAUAGUUGGAUUGCUUUGCUCACAUUGUGGUAUCCGAGAAAUUAAACCAGAGCACUUUCAGAAGCUGCAAACAAUUCAGGCACUAUCUUUGCUUGUGGAAAUUACUAGAGUUGGUAAAGGCCUUCUUAUUAAGCAAUUAAUUUUGACGAGUUGUUACCUCGAAGUCGGUUAUGAUAGUUUAGUCGAAAAAUAA
This is a messenger RNA of Trichoplax adhaerens, 1215 nucleotides long. RefSeq lists its product as uncharacterized. NCBI's taxonomy places the organism in Eukaryota, Metazoa, Placozoa, Uniplacotomia, Trichoplacea, Trichoplacidae. The record is from RefSeq and is a predicted model, not a curated record. Bases 1 to 1215 code for a protein of 404 amino acids. The transcript is spliced from 18 exons. Gene Ontology annotation, molecular function: protein binding. Gene Ontology annotation, cellular component: plasma membrane.